CCAAAAUAUAAAGCAAUUAAUUGUUUAGUCUAAAAACUCAUCGGUGACUUUUUCUCAGCUGAAUUUUGCAAGGUUAAACUCACAGGUGAAUAAACUUAGGCAUGAGAUUUGGGUUUUGGUAUUCCAUUUUACUUUUAAAGCAUUUCGCAUGCUGUAUAACGGUAUACACAUUUUUUUAUUCAUGAUAGUGAGGUUCUACUAUGAUGUUAAUUCUAGACAACCUGUAUCGAUUCGAUCAACUAUGAAUUAUUUUUAUUCCGCAUAAUCCGUUGUCUCGUGUGUGCGUAGUUAUUGAGGACGCCAAACGUUUCUUCAAGUUUUAAAGUUUCUUAAAAUGGCUCGGAAACGCACUACUGCAUCAAAAAAACGUGUGCUUCAGCUGUCCAACGAAAGAAACUCUGAGUUUCUUUUAAACGAGAUUCCAGAAUCAAGGAAAUCAUCAAGAUCCUGCAUGUUGAGUGGCGAGCCUGACAGCAAAAAACCUUCACUUAGCAAAGGAAUGCAAAACGACGUUAAGUCUGGGGAGGAUGAACCACAACCUGGUCCAAGCAAACCUCGAGAAUCUAGAGUUGAGCAAACUGCUACCGAUUUUGAAGAGACUUCGGGUGAAUCUGAUAUCGAAAACGAUCUGUAUGGUUGUAAUGAUGACGACGACGAUGAAUUGGAGGAAACCAUGAACGGAUUGACCUCUGACCAGCAAAUGAAAAUUAAUUCAGAAUGUUCCUGUGAUUUGACAGAGGAAGUGGCAAAACUGAAAGCUGAAAAUCAUAAAUUUCGGAAGCAGAACAAUUUCCUGAAAAAACGGAAAAUCAAUCUUGAGAGGUCGCAUUCCAAGCUGCAACAGGCUUUGGUGUCAAAGUUGCUGCCUUCGACUCAUAAGCCUUUUAAGAAAAUCAAUGGAUUUUCUGAAUGUCCGACCGCUGACAUGAUAUUAAAGAUGUCCAUGGUAGCAAAGGACAGUGACUAUAUCUUUGUCAAGCUGCUCAUGUAUGCCAUAUGGCCUGAAGGAUUCGCAGGAAGGUCAGUUACAGGACGUACAUCGAAUAAUCCAAAAGGCCGUGGAAAAAAAAACCAGCAACCAAUCGAUGAUGAUCCAACAGAUGCUAAUAACAACACAAUCCCUGGUCGUACUGUGCUGGAAGUAAACAAAGUGAAGUUUGUCAAUGGUAAUGUAUGA
This is a messenger RNA of Ochlerotatus camptorhynchus, 1177 nucleotides long. RefSeq lists its product as uncharacterized. The record is from RefSeq and is a predicted model, not a curated record. The transcript has 4 exons. Bases 335 to 1177 code for a protein of 280 amino acids. NCBI's taxonomy places the organism in Eukaryota, Metazoa, Arthropoda, Insecta, Diptera, Culicidae.